This is a messenger RNA of Emericellopsis atlantica, 1366 nucleotides long. RefSeq lists its product as uncharacterized. Gene Ontology annotation, cellular component: tRNA-intron endonuclease complex. Gene Ontology annotation, biological process: tRNA-type intron splice site recognition and cleavage; tRNA splicing, via endonucleolytic cleavage and ligation. Gene Ontology annotation, molecular function: tRNA-intron lyase activity; nucleic acid binding. The record is from RefSeq and is a predicted model, not a curated record. The transcript has 2 exons. Bases 139 to 993 code for a protein of 284 amino acids. Lineage: Eukaryota; Fungi; Ascomycota; Sordariomycetes; Hypocreales; Bionectriaceae.
CCCAGCGCGGUCAAACCACCUCUUGCUCUCAGCUUGGCCAAAGAUUUUUUCCCCUUCCACCUUUCUCUCCUUCACUCACCAUUCUGCGUUUUGGUCAUCCAAAACCUCACGCGCCGUGAAGUUGUUGAACAGUAGAUAAUGUCGUCUUCUUCUUCGCUUCCAGCGCCCGCGGUGCGCAUAUCGCUCAUCGCCGGUCGCUACCUCGUCUUCGACCCUGAAGGGGUGGCAGCUCUGAGGCGAGAUAGUAAUACAUGCGGUACCCUUGUAGGCACAAUGCCCCAGCAGCCAACACAAAAUAUAUUUCUUGGCCUUCCCAUUGAACUUCGUCCGGAAGAGGCGCAGGCACUCGUGCAACGGGGACGAGCGCAUGUCGUAGACGAUGCGGCAGCACAUCAAGUUGCAAUGCAUAACCAUUCGAGGAAAGCCUACAUUGAAACGCUGAGGAAAACAAAGCAGACGGCACAUAAGGUUGUGACUGAAAGAAACGCCCAACGAAGCGCUGAACAUGCCGAUAAGAUCGCCCAAGGUCAAAGGAAGGCCAAGAAUGUCGAGUCUGUGCCAUUGGACAAUGUUUCCCUGGAUGGAGCCUCCCCAAAGACGCCCUCCGAUGCUCAGCUGUUCGCUGUGACACCAACCACGACGAAGGAGCUUCUGAACGCCAAAACGGAUGUCGUCUGCGGCAGCCCGAACGUGCCUGAGGCUCCUCUGGCCCGGCAUUUGCAAUACAACGGAUACUAUAUGACACCGGGGUUGCGCUUCGGUGCGAGAUAUAGCGUCUACCCUGGAGAUCCGUUGCGCUUCCAUGCCCAUUACAUGGCCAAUCAAUAUGCUUGGGAAGAAGAGAUCCCGAUACUCGACGUGGUUGAAGGCGGUAGACUUGCGACAGCCGUCAAGAAGGCCUUCCUCAUCGGCGGAGAAGAGGCCUGUCAACCUGGCCCGUCAAGCGAUGAAGGAAAUGUUAGAACAUAUAGCAUAGAAUGGGCAGGCAUGUAAAUGCUGCUAGCUUGGUGGAAUGAACCAAGGAAGCGCUUCAAUCAAAUGAUUGCACACUCAAUUGUCAGAAAUACGAUAGUAACUUGACCUAAACAUGUAAUGUACGCCGUGACUCCUGAAGCUGAUGCUACACGAUUUACACACGCGAAGGCAUCUCCCAAAGUUGAACAAGCAAAGGGCAGGGGCUUGCCGUGCCCAAAGCCAUCUCAAGGUACGAAUAUUCUGCUAAAGCUCAUCACCUCCCGCCUGCAGCAAACACACUUGUCGAAGUUAUUCAUCGCAAGCGCGAUGCGGCACUCGUCACAUAAGCUGAGGCACCGACAAGGCCAGACAAUGACAGAUCGAGGAGAGCACUGGCACACAACACAUUGAG